UAUUUUGUGCAAGCUUUAAAAAUCUUCUGUCCUUAACCAUUGGGCCUAUUUCUACCAAAUUUGGUAUGUAUUAAAAUCUUAAAGUUCUCUACCAAGUUUUUUCAAAUUAUGCCCCUGGGGUCAAAUUUGACCCUGUCCCGGGGGUCACAAAGAUUAACAUAUGCUUAAAUAAGGCCUAUUUUGUGCAAACUUUAAAAAUCUUCUUGUUCAUAAUUAUAGAGCCUAGGUCUACUAAAUUUGGUAUGUAGUGACAUCUAAUAGUCCUCUACCAAAUUUAUUCAAAUUAUUCCCCUGGGCUCAAAUUUGACUCUGCCUCAGGGGUCACAAAACUGAACAUAUGCUUAAAAGCCUCUUUUAUGCAAACAUUAAAAAUCUUCCUGUCCAUAACCAGUGGGCUUAGGGCUACCAAAUUUGGUAUGUAGUGACAUCUUAUAGUUCUUUACCAAGUUUGUUCAAAUUAUGCCCCUGGGGCCAAAUUUAUAUAUAAAAAUGCUCACCCUUCCAACUUUAAGCGCCCAGUGGGACGAGGGAUAGAAAGAGAAAGUCACAUGCUUGAGUACAUUUCAACCCAUGCACAUUGCACGCUUUUUUCGCAUAAAAAAGUGGAGCGAUACAGGGCCAUCAUGGCCCUCUUGUUGUUGAAUAGCUUAGUUGUACAUGUAUCUUUGGCAACAGAUGUUACAUCCAUUGGUUAUUGCCCUUGGAUUGAUUACAAUUACCAUACAGUAUUACUUCAGACUAUCAGCAUUAGGAGAUAAAUGACCAUUGUUUUGUACAUGAAAUCUUGUAUGCAUUGUGGUUUGAACGUAAAUAGAGUGUACAUGUGAAUUGUUCAUGUAUAAUUGUGUGCAGUGUGGAUACAUUCAGAGACCAGGAUGACGUCCAGUGCCCUGUUGAUACCGCAACUUCUGAAAAUGGAGGAGCCGGACUUUAACACUGCAAUCGGAGACAUGUCCAUCACGAACCUUAUUGAGACCAUCACCCUGAUACAGAAGGAGAUGACGCGAGAACAAGAGAACUUCACAGCGUUGGGGUCAGAGCUGAGCGGCCUGAAGAAGACCAGUGGUCAGUACAAGUCCAUCUCCAAGGAGAUGACCGCCUCUCAGGCCAGACUGACCCUUCUCAUGGACCGCAGCAUGAAGUGCUUCAACCAGAAAAUGCGAAAUUCAGAGAACCAGACUGCAGACAAAAAUAAAUCAGAGCCAGUCAAACCAAAAUCAGAGCCCUUGCCAGUCAAUCGAUUAAGCACUAGCGAUAAACCUCCAUCACUGAAGAACUCUGCAGGAUCAAGAACGAUGAUCAAGGUGCAAUCCUUAAAGACAAACAAUCCAGUGAAAGUGAACAAGGCAGAGAUCAAUGGUGCAAAUAAUGACGAUAUUAACAGACUGAGUUUUGAUGCAAAGAAAGAUAUUGUUUCCCAUGCUUUGCCCUCUAUGCAAGACACUACUAGUUGUCAACCUGUUUUAGAAAAUGUAAGUCAAAUUGCAGUGUCUAAUUCCCAACAAAUUAAAGAUAUUAGUAGUCAAAACAGUGGUGCUACAAAUGGGUACGCAAGUGAACCUGACCUUAAAGCAACUUUGGUGAUGUCAGUAACAGAAGAUGUUAAAGAUAAUCUAGCUGAUAAUAAGCUUACAAAAGAUUCUGCACAAGCUGCAAAUUUGAAUGGUCUACAACAUGAACAACCAGAAGUUGUGAAAAGUAGUGAAAAGCCAAGUAAACCUGCAUCUAAAGUUGUCCUAAAUGUAGACAAGCAACUGAUUGACCUUGAUUCCUUCACUGAGAGAAAAAACAUGCUUUCUGAAUUGAAAAAGUUUGACAAGCAUUUGAAAUCAGUACCAGUGAAAUCUGACGCAGUAAGUGAGAUCAAGGUUGCAAUGAAUGCAAGUAAACCUGAUGAAGAUAUCAAACAAGAACCACAUGGCUUCGAAGUUGAUGUAAGAUCAAAAAGUGCCCUGUUUGGUGAAAUAAAAGCUGUCAAGAAACCUUCAGAUAAUUCAGUAUCUUCAAAAACCAGUAAAACUAAUGGGCCAUCAAGCAAUUCCAAAACCAAUAGUGAAAAUGACAAAAAUGAUCAAGCUAAACAGUUUGAUAGUCUUUUAGAUGAUAUGGAUGCUGAUAGUGCAGAUCUUAACAAAAAUCCAGAAAAAGAAACCCAAGAUGACGUUAACACUGACAUUGAGCAGAAUAUUGUGAUUAUUAAGGACACUGACACAGGCAUUCUAGAAGCACAUAACCCUCUUAUGGUCCAAAAGAUUCCAGCGUCAGAUGAGAUUACUGCUCCCCAGUGGCGGACAAUAGACACCGUUAAGGAAGAGAGUGACGACUGUGUGAGUCAGACGUCGGACAUGUCAACAGAUGAUGACAGAUUUGUGACAGAGUUCUCGUUCCCUUCUGUGCUGUCAAAUAUUCAAGCUGCGCCGAAGGCUGCUUCAUUAACUGAGCCCAACAAUGUAACCAAUGGCGACAGUAAUGAGGUGAAGUCUGCUGUCAAGGUCAAGCCAGAGGUCAAGAUACGUGUCACUGGAAAUGAACCAAAUGGCAGCAAUGAGGUCACUAAAAAUGGGCCAGAGGCCAAAGGCAUUGUUAAGGUCACAGGAAAGCAGCCAGAUGUCAAGGUCACUGGAAAAGAGUCUGAAGUCAAGGUCACCAGGAAUGAGCCAAAGGUCAAGGUCACUGGAAUGGAGCCUGAGGUCAAUGCAGCUGGGGAGGAGCUGGUCAAGGACACAAGGGUCAAGUUUAGGGACUGGGACCCAAGCAAGUUGCUGGCAAAGCUGUAUGAAGUUAAAAUGAUGCCAGAUAACAUUGAGGACAUCUCUCACAAGUUCAUAGGCAUGGAGGGACUGAUGGAGAAGCUGCCCAUGAACAAGAAAAAGGCCACGCUACUCAAGACCUGGAAACGCAGGUUCUUCCGAGCACAAGACGGCUGGCUGCAUUAUUAUGAGACAAGCAAUCGGGACAAGCCCAGUGACAGCCUGCAGUUGAUGGGAGGAAAGGUGGAGGAGCUUGGACCCAGGGUACUUGGCGUCGAUGACGGGCGUGGGAAAUACCUGAUGGUACGAGUGCCUACGGAUCAUGAGUAUGGCCAAUGGAAGAUCGCUCUGGAGUCACAGACUGCUGACAAUGUCAAGGCCACCUACGUCAGACCCUCUCCUGCAUCCAUACCAAACCCAAAGAAGAAGGUGAUAAUCAUUGAUAUUGGCACAAGUGGGAUCAGAGCUGGUGUUCUUGGAGAAAGACCCACUCUGCCCCAGGUGUUCUUUCCAAGUGUUGUUGCCAUCGAUAAGUCCACAGGGAAAAUCAUUGUUGGACCUCAUGCUCUUAAACCUGAAGUUCGGCAGUCAUCCAAUGUGAUCAAUCCAAUCCAACCAACCAACAAGGUGGAUAAGGGCCAGGUUCUACCAUUCAACAUUGAUAUGGAGGUGAUGCAGGCUAUCUUCCACAAGGUGUUCUCCGACCUACAGAUCAAUCCCACCCAGUUCCUGGUGAUGCUGAGCACGCCUCAGACGCUGGGAGAGAAGAUGCGAGAGGCCAUGAUGCACAUCCUGAUAGAUGAGCUGCGUGUGCGCGGUGCGUGCAUGGUCCAGCAGUCCCUGUUGGCGCUCUACUCGUACAACGCCAUGUCGGGCAUCAUUGUGGACAUUGGGGAGAGACUGGAGAUACUGCCCAUAUAUGAAGGAGUUCUUAUUGAGGGUGGUGUAUCCAGGCAAGCCUAUGGUGGUACCAAGAUACAGGACUCGCUUCACAUCUCCCUCCUGGAGAAUAGAUACAAGUUCAGCACACCAGUUGAGAAACUGCUUGUGAAGUACAUCUGUGAACAGGCGUGCUAUGUGAGUGGUGACUACAAUCAGGCCAAGACGGAGUGUGAUGGUGACCCGACCCCCUUCAGGCGCCAGGUGGAUCUCACAGAGUUUGACCUGCCAGAGGGUGCUCAUAGCUUGGUGGAGCUGGACUAUGCAUGCUUCAAGAGCCCAGAGGGUUUUUUCAACACUGAGCUCUGGGAGAUGGACUACAAGAACCUUCAGAGACAGGUGUUCAAUGCCAUACAGCAGUGCCCCAUGGACUCACGUAAACACAUGUACAGGUCUGUCUAUCUGAGUGGAGGUGUGACAAUGAUCCCAGGGUUUGCAGAGCGGCUCCAGGAGGAGCUUCAUAAGCUUGCCCCUCCUUCCGUGGUUGUAGAGGUGCAUGCCUCUCCACAGCGCUACCAUGCGGCGUAUAUUGGAGCCUGCUCUGUGGCCUCCAUGGACAUAUUUGAAAUGAGCUGUGUCUCUACUGAGGAGUGGAGAAAGCACGGAGUGAAAGCCUGCAGUAAAUGGGGAACCAACUGAUCAUGUGAUGCCUAUAUAUGGACAUGUCACUGCGACCACAACAAACUGAUCAUUAGAUGCCCAUAUAUGGAGAUGUCACUAGGGCACCAACUGAUAAUGUGAUUCCCAUAUAUGGAGAUGUCACUGGGCCUACAACUGAGUGAUCAUCUGAUGCCCAUUUAUGGAGAUGUCACUUGGAUCACAACUAAUUUAUCAUGUGAUGCCUAUAUAUGGAGAUGUCACUGGGGCACCAACUGAUAAUGUGGAGAUGUCACUGGGCCCACAACUGAGUGAUCAUGUGAUGCCCAUUUAUGGAGAUGUUACUUGGAUCACAACUAACUUACCAUGUGAUGCCCAUAUAUGGAGAUGUCACUGGUACCCCAUCGAAUUGAUCCUGUGAGCCUCAGGGAAAAACUUGGUUUCAUGCAUUUUCGUAAAGUGUCAUCAGAUUAGCCUGUGCAGUCUAAUUUGCAACGCCACAUUGCACUUUUAUGGAAUUUUUCGUUUAAAGGAAGUCUCUCCUAAGCUAAAAUUCCAGUUUAGGUAAAAAGUGUUGUCCCUGAAAAGACUGUGUAGACUGCACUUGCUAAUCUGGGACGACACUUAAUUAACAUGCAUUAAACCCAUUUUUCCCAGCACAAGGCUUAUGCGAUACACAGCAAUGGAAGAUGUCACUAGGAUACCAAUCAUUGAUCAUGCAGUGCUAAUGGUUGAAAUUAUAACUCAAACAUGUAUUGAAUAAGCAAAGAGCAAUGUGGCUUAUUAAUCAAUUAAUCAAGAUUAAAUAUGCGUACAUGAAGUAUUCAGUAUAAAUAUUGUAUCCCAUAAUUUUUACCUUUUUUUAAUGCAUUCUUUUAUUUUGUUCAGAUAAGGUCAAACAAGAAUGCUUAAAAAUAAAUACUUGGUGUGUUAUCAUACAAAAUUAGUAGUAUUUUAAAUGUCACAUCAUGUGCUUUUCAACUAUAAUGUUGUGCACAAAAAUUACUAAUGUUGUUUGGGUAGACUGAUAAUUUUGUUAACACAAUUUAUCAUAUCAUUUUCAAUACAAGUGAUUAUUAUGUGGCCUAGUGAAUUGGUCACUUGAUCACCAAAAAUGUGAAGUGCACUGAUUGAUGAUGUCAUAUGGCAUAAACAUGUGUGCCUUGUUCUGGGAAAACUGGGCUUAAUGCAUGUAUUGAAAAUGUCAUCCCAGAUUAGCCUGUGCUGUCCACACAGGCUAAUCAGGGACUACUUUUUCCGCUUUUAUGGAAUUUUUCAUUCAGAGAAAGUCUCUUUAAGACAAAACUAAAGUCAAGGCGGAAAUUGUCGUCCCUAAACUGUACAGACUAAACUGGGAUGACUCUUUACAUUAAGCUGAGUUUUUCCAGAACUAGACUGAUUUGAACACUUCAUCUUUAUGAUGUCAUUUGCAUGGCAACUUAUUAUAUGGUAUUAAUUUAUUUAACCCUUUCCCGCUCAGAAGCAAGGGGAAAAUUGCUAUAUGCAAACAGCAUAAAACCAGAACAGCCUAAGUUACUCGCUGUCUGUUCAGGUUUUAUGCUGUUUGCUGCUCAUCAGUAUCUAUUAUUCUUAGGGUUUGAAAUGAAGCCUUUAAAACUUGAAUUUAGUAAGAAAGGUUUUAAUUAAACUAUCUAUGGGACAACAAAUUCGUCAAAAUACUAUCUAAGUAUUAAUGAUUUUUCAUAGCUUCAACUUUAAGGAUGAUGUUUAAAAGAUUGCUUGCUAUUAAGUUUUAUACUAAAUUGUCCGAGGUCGUCAUGUUUAAGUUGACAAAGUGUGUUUUUUCUGAUAAAAUGUUGCAGUUAAAUAGAAUAUACAGUCCUAUUAUUUGAAAAGAGACGUUUUGAACAUAGGUGCAAGGUCACAGAAAUUAAAUUAAAAUUGCAAAUAUUGUUCUGUACUAAAAGUAUGUAGUCUAGCUAUGUGAUAUAAAAUGUAAAAAUGGAUUGUUCAAUACAGUUGUUUAUUUGUCAUAAGCAAUUAUGAUAUUCAAUCAUUUCACAUUUAUAUGUUAAACUUGAAUAUAUAUGAUUUUAUGUUAGUAUUGUCAUGUAAGUAGGCCACAGGUGCAGAAGAAAUAGUUUAGAUAUGUUUAUUUAUUUAUUAUGAAAAGACUCUUAGAGAAAUGUAUUUUCUUUCAGAAUACCCAAAUGUUUUUAUGUACAAAUGUACACCAAGAAUGAUGUUUGAUAUUGUAGAUAUAAUAUAAAUAUGCUAUUUAUCUUUGAGUAUAUAUGACUUUAUUUUUAUAUAUUGCAAAAGUAUAUAUUAUUCAUUUGUUAAAUUUAAACAACCUAAGCUAGAUUUACUAGCAUAUAUCAAAUAGAUAAACACAUUUUACUUCAAUAUAUAUCAAUUUAAAAUGUAUGUUGUCAUAGAUAAAAUAUUCUAGUUUUGUGUGAAAAUUAUAUUGAGUUCCCAUAACUUUACAGUAAUGAGAAUAUUGUAAGAUAUACUGAUCUAUUUACUCUUCACUUUGUAGGCUUUUUAUAUGGCUGCAUGAGGAUUUUGUAAACACAUACCAUUUGGUUACCAUGGUGCCUUUACUCUGACAUGCGUACAGUAUAGUUGAUGAUUUCCCCCAAGAAAAUUAAUUAAUUUGCAAAGUUUCUUUACACCAUUUUAUGACCCGUUUUUACUUAUGAUUGUAAUCCUUUUUUUUUUUUCACACAAUCCCUGAAAAGUGACUAUUUUGUACUUCAAACGAAUGUUAGUUUUGCAGUGAUAACGGAAUCAAUUAAUUUUUAAACUUACUGUUUUAGAUCUUACAAACAAAAUUGUAUUGGAUUUUAAUCAGACUCAAAGGCAAGUAUUUCAUUUAUAAGGAAUAUAGUCUGUUAUGUAUAAUGUAGUGAAUAUUUGUUCUUGGCUACAGGUAAUUUUGUGUUUGGUCAAAUGAAAUUUUGGUGGAAAUAAAAAGGCUUUAUAAUAUGAUUGUCUUAUCAAAUGUUUAUUAUAUCAUAAUUACAUUUGUGAUACGGUAAAAUGCUUUUUGUCUUACCUGCAUGAUUUUGAUUUCAUGUUUCAUGCUUUGGUUACCGGACUAUUUGCAUAUGUAUUUGUAUAUUAUGAUGCUCUCAAAUGAUUUUGUGGCAAAUAGCUUUAUUGUUUUAUAUUUUGGUUUUCUCUAGCCUUUAUACGUAAUGAAUGUUUAUGUCAAUACUUAUUUAUUAUACCACUUAUACCACAGUGAAGAAGUUGGAGCCUCUAUUCUGGAAACAACAUUGACGUCUGUUCAAUAUAACCAUGAUUAUAACAACUUCUAUAUAACCAUGAUUUUAACAAAUUGCUACACAUAAAAACAUUCAUGAUGGGGUGUGUGUGUGUUUGCCACUAUUGUGGCAAGCUUUUGUUAACCCUUUCCCCCAUAAGAAGCAAAGUGAAAAUGGCUUUUCCACUAUAAAACCAUAACAGCCUUCGAGUAACUGGCAGUCUGUUCAGGUUUUAUGCUUUUUGCUGCUCAUCAGUAUCUAAGGGUUAGAAAUGAAGCCUUGAAUUUGUUAAGAAGGGUAUUUAAAUAAAUUCAACUUUCUAUUGGUGUACAAAUGCGUCAAAAUACCUAUCAAAGUGGUAAAGUGUUAAAACUAGAGGACUCUGUAUUGGAUGUUGGUGAUUGUGUUUGUGCAUUUUAUGCUGUUUACUUUUGCAUUCCAUACAUUUGUAUACAUUUUGUGAUAUUAGCCUACUGACUACACAAUUUUGUCGUGUCAGCCUUUAAAAAUAUACGUUCAGUAAUUAUUUGCUUUCAUAGUGUACAUAUUUUUUGAUUUGGUGAUUUUAUCCAUUUGAAUUGUACCUAGCGAUUACACUUUUUUUGCAAUUCUUACAUCGUUGAUCGGAAUUGUUGUUGUUUUUAAGGAUUUUUUAAAAUUGAAACAGCUGCAAAUUAGCUCUGUUAUCAUUCAUCAAGACCAUAAAAAGUUUACAAAGAUUGAAAUAUACUGAGCAUAAUGGAAGUUGCACAAAUGAGUUUUGGUUAUAAGCAUAAUUACAUUAUGUUCAACUUAUCAUUCUUGCAUAACCACAUUUAUUAUAAUUCAAGUACUGUUCAAUGACAUUCCAUUUAGGGUGUAGUCGUGCCUGCUCAUAAAAUGGGACCAAGUUUUCCUACACAUGUGUAUUUUGUUUUUGUUUUUCUUGUAGACAGUGAAAACUAUAGCUUUGGUGUCCAAAACCACAUUCCAGCUUUUGAAUUACAUUUUGUUGUAGAUCUCCCAUGUUGUAUCUGGUGGGUUUGGUACAUUUAGUGUAAUACAGAUUUUAUCUCCAAAUAUUGUAUUCUUCUAAGAAAAAGAAGUGCCAGUUUAGUUUUAUGUAUGUCAAAUCUUAUAGUAAAGAUAACUGCAAGUUAAAAAACUGCUACAGAUUUUUGCACCUUAGUAUUUAUUCCUUACAGGGUCAUUAGUACAUUAAACUGUAGGAAUACCUGUAGGUAAGAUACACUGAGGCAUGCCAUUGGGGAAUAAUUAUUACCAUUAAUAGUAAUGGCAUUUCAAAGUGCUUUCAAAGAUCGAUAAAAAUACAUCCGAGUUAAAAUUUGUUUCUCUAAUU
This is a messenger RNA of Dreissena polymorpha, 8858 nucleotides long. RefSeq lists its product as uncharacterized. The transcript has 19 exons. The coding region runs from base 876 to 4328 and encodes 1150 amino acids. The record is from RefSeq and is a predicted model, not a curated record. NCBI's taxonomy places the organism in Eukaryota, Metazoa, Mollusca, Bivalvia, Myida, Dreissenidae.